Messenger RNA from Paramecium tetraurelia, 868 nucleotides. RefSeq lists its product as uncharacterized. Gene Ontology annotation, biological process: lipid metabolic process. Bases 14 to 826 code for a protein of 270 amino acids. NCBI's taxonomy places the organism in Eukaryota, Ciliophora, Oligohymenophorea, Peniculida, Parameciidae. The record is from RefSeq and is a predicted model, not a curated record. The transcript has 3 exons.
AUUCGAAAUUAAAAUGACAUCAUCAAGAAUCUUGUUGCUUGUUCUUGUGGCUACAGCAUCAGCUUUCACAUACAAUGAGGCAAUUGCUAAAGAGAAUGCAGCAUUGUCUUUUGCUUCCUAUUGUCCAAAUGCAGCAAUCCAUAAUUGGUCUGUUGGCUAUGUUAGUAAAUCAUAUCCAGAUUUGACAAACAUUGAAGUUUUCGAGAAUCUUGUUAGCGGAACAAAAGGAUAUAUUGCAUAUAACAAAAAAGAAUCAGCAAUUGUCGUUGUUUUCAGAGGAUCAUCAAAUAUUCAAAAUUGGAUUGAGAAUAUUUCUUUUGGAAAAACCGAAUACAACAAAGCAUGCAAAUGCAAAGUACAUACAGGAUUCCACGAUGCCUUCGUGUCCCUUAAACCAAAACUUGACUCCUUAUUCCCAGGAUAUGCCACCAAAUACCCAUAUGCAGCCAUCCAUGUUACAGGACACAGCUUAGGUGGUGCCAUGGCUACAUUAUACGCCUUAGAAUUGGCUGAAGCAGGAAGAACAGUCGGUUUGUUCACUUAUGGUUCCCCAAGAGUCGGAGAUCCAGAUUUCUAUGAUUGGUUCACCAAAUACACUAAAAUCACCCACUUCAGAGUUGUAAACCAAAACGACACUGUUCCUCAUCUUCCAUUGUAUGCUAUGGGAUUCUAUCAUCAAGAUAGAGAAAUCUGGUAUCAUGAUGGAACUCACACAGUUUGCGCAGCCACUAGAGGAGAAGAUAAAACUUGCUCAUACACUGUCAAAUCUACUUCUAAUGCUGACCAUAGCACUUACAUUGGUUUAAGUUCAUCAGUUGAUUGUUGAUUUUAUUUACAUCAGAAACCUAUUAAAAUUAAUAGUAUUUUA